Molecule: messenger RNA, 3235 nt
Organism: Balearica regulorum gibbericeps (East African grey crowned-crane)
Lineage: Eukaryota; Metazoa; Chordata; Aves; Gruiformes; Gruidae
Source: RefSeq, a predicted model, not a curated record
GACCCGCAGCUCCUUGCUCAGUUCUACUAUGCUGAUGAGGAACUAAAUCAAGUAGCAGCUGAACUGGACAGUUUGGAUGGAAGAAAAGACCCCCAGAGAUGUACACUUCUAGUCAACCAGUUUCGCUCUUGUCAGGAUAAUGUUUUGAACAUCAUAAAUCAAAUCAUGGAUGAAUGCAUUCCACAUGAACGGGCCAACCGAGACUUUUGUGUUAAGUUUCCAGAGGAAAUACGCCAUGACAACCUUGCAGGACAGCUUUGGUUUGGAGCAGAAUGUUUGGCUGCUGGUUCUAUUAUUAUGAAUCGUGAAAUUGAGAGUAUGGCUAUGAGGCCGUUGGCCAAGGAUCUGACCCGAAGCCUGGAGGAAGUUAGAAAUAUCAUUCGUGACCAGGCCUUAAGGGAUUUGAACCUCUACACAGAAAAAAUGAAAGAUUCGCUCAAGCAUUUUGACGUCCUUUUUGCUGAAUUUGAAUUAAGUUAUGUGUCGGCCAUGGUGCCUGUGAAGUCUCCUAAAGAAUAUUAUGUACAGCAAGAGGUAAUCGUACUUUUCUGUGAAACUGUGGAGAGAGCCUUAAGGCUUGGAUACCUCACUCAAGAUAUGAUAGAUGACUAUGAACCAGCUUUAAUGUUUACAAUUCCACGAUUAGCCAUUGUAUGUGGCCUUGUUGUCUACUCUGAGGGACCAUUAAACUUGGACCAUAAACCAGAAGAUAUGUCUGAACUCUUCAGACCUUUUCACACUCUGCUAAGAAAAAUAAGGGAUCUACUUCAGACGUUAACUGAGGAUGAACUGCACACACUGGAACGUAACCUCUGCAUCUCUCAAGAUGUGGAUUUUCCUGUCAGAGCGGAUCCUGAAGUACCCUCUGUCAUUGCACCGGGCAUAACUGCAACUUUGCCUGCUAAGGAGCUUUCAGCAAAAGCUGAAAACACAGAGGCUGAGCUGGCUUGUUCUAUGCAGUAUGAUGAACAGGAGCUGGAACAGCUGAAUAGGAUGGUACACAGAGUCGGAGAUGAAAUGUCGUCUCUGCUUUCCCCUCCAAGCAUCUGUCAGUCUCCAGCUCACAGACCUACCCUAAGAAAUAGUUCUAGCACAGAAGCUUCACCAACAAGGCACCAUCUUGACAAUUUAACUGAUGAAGAGGACAGAGUGUUUUUUAUGGAUGACCUAGAUGGAGCAGGAGAAGCUCUUGCUGGGUUGGAUUCAGUAAGUGAUACUUUUGCUUGGGUGAAUAACCCUUGCCACGAUUCAAAACAGAACCUGCAAUACAGAGACGCUUUGCUGUACGAGAAUGGCCAUCAGACAGAGGAAACUUUGCUUUUAAAAGAUGCUGAAAGUGACUUAAGCAAUAAUAACAAUAUUGAAGAUAGCAAACAGAUGUCUGGCAUCUCAGUUCAGAAUUCAUGCAGCUGUCUAGAAGGUCCGGACUCACAGUUAUACCUCAAUGGCUGGGAUGCAUACGCUGAUGAUGCGGAAAUGGCAGAAGUGAUAGCUCACAGGACAGGGGGAAUGAAAAUAUCUGCUACUGUAAUAUUCAAUCCUAAAUCUCCCUCUAGUUCAGAAUCCCCAGUAACAACUCCAGAAGCAGCUAUUAGUUGUGUUCCUGGGUCUACUAAUCCAUUAGCAAAUGAGGAGGAAGAUGAAUCCCAUAAACUGAGUAUAGCUGCCACAAACUGUCUAAUUAAUUCCUGUGUGUGUUGUGGCAGCUGUGAAGACAGCAGGGAGGACAGUGUUGAAGGUUUAAAGACUAAACAUUCUGCAGGAGGUGUUGUAAAUGCUUCAUACACGUUAGUAAAGUCUAAGGAAAUAGACCAUGUAGAUAACUUGGACAAUUCAGUCCCUGCACAGGAAACAUUAAAACCUGAAACUUCUGCUUUGUUAGCAGAAAGAGACUUUGGCAGAGAAGAGCAAAAACUGCCAUUCUCCUCUAAGUGCCUGGCACAUUCCUCAGGUUCACAGGUAGGAGCAGAAAAUGACUCGCAAGGAGAAGCAGAAAGCAUCUCAAAUCAGCAGAAGUGGGAGAAAAGAAAACAACUAUGUGAGAAAAAACAGGACAACAAUGAAGAUGCUGGUGGUGAAAGGACAGCAAAGGAAGAUGUAAAGUCAAGAUCUAGUUCAAGCAGUUUAAUGACAAGUUCUUGUUCAUCUGAUGACAUCGAUCAGGAAGAAAUCCAGCUCGCUCUGCAGGCUGCUAAAAUUGCCACACGAGAAAAGAUCAGAUCCAGAUUUCAUGGCAGUAAUGAUCUUAUUCACCGCCUUUUUGUCUGUAUCUCAGGUGUUGCUGACCAGCUGCAGACAAACUAUGCUAGUGAUCUGAGAAGUAUCUUAAAGACCUUGUUUGAAGUUAUGGCAACUAAACCCGAAACAGAAGACAAGGAAAAGCAAAAGAAAGUUAAUCAGGGUUUAAGGAAUGCAGCGUUGGAAGACUGUGCUUUAUGUCAAGAAAGUAUAUCAUCCUCAGAACUUGCAGCAAAAGCCAGAGAUGGGGACUUUGAAGAUCCUCCUGACUGGGUUCCAGAUGAAGUCUGCAGCUACUGCACGGCAUGCAAGGCUCCUUUCACAGUCAUUCGCAGGAAACACCACUGUCGGAGCUGUGGCAAGAUCUUCUGUUCCCGCUGUUCCUCCCACUCUGCUCCAUUACCUCGUUAUGGUCAGAUGAAGCCUGUCCGUGUUUGCACUCACUGUUACAUGUUCCACGUCACUCCUUUCUAUAGUGACAAAGCUGGUAUCUGACAUAUUAAACUACUGGUGUAUCUUCUGGAGUCUUACACAGACUGAUAUAUUUGACCUAAGCCAAGAAUUAACUUGAAAGAGGGACCCCGUGAGGGCGUGUAGGCUUUGACAUCCAUUAUUAUAAAUUUUGUACAGACAGUUUUUAUUGCAUUUUACUAAGCUGCUAAAGGGAAGUAUGAAGCGUCUGUAGCUCUAAGGCUACAGUACAGUCUUCCAUAAAUUUCUAACAUUAAUGUUACGAUGCCAUAUGCAGAACAAAUGCACUGUGUGGACGGAAAUAGGGCUCAGAGAAUUGAACAAGCAUUGCUGCUUAUCUGACAUGGUAGGAACAGAGUAGCCAGUUAACUAGUCCAUCCCAGCAAAUCAGUCCCAAAGCUCGGACACUUCUGUGCUCACUACAAUACCAGCAUGGCUGUGGAUGUCAGCGCUUGCCCUCCUGCUGCGGUUUAACUUUCCCACCACUAGAUUUUUUGCUAGCUAUGCUAGGAUUAAUUAAAGCAAA